Trichoplax adhaerens is the source of this 831-nucleotide messenger RNA. RefSeq lists its product as uncharacterized. Bases 1 to 831 code for a protein of 276 amino acids. The record is from RefSeq and is a predicted model, not a curated record. Gene Ontology annotation, molecular function: glucose 6-phosphate:phosphate antiporter activity. NCBI's taxonomy places the organism in Eukaryota, Metazoa, Placozoa, Uniplacotomia, Trichoplacea, Trichoplacidae. The transcript has 6 exons. Gene Ontology annotation, biological process: phosphate ion transmembrane transport; glucose-6-phosphate transport.
AUGACAGCAUUUCUUAUUGUUAGUAGUAAUCCACCAACAUCUAAAAUCGAAAUCGAUCAUAAACAGCCUAAGCAUUUUCUACUUCUAUUAACUGGAGUAUUUAAUUAUUUUGCCAUCAAAGAAUCACCAAUGAGCGUUGGAUUGCCGAAUUUAAAUGAAAUAGAAUUAAAGGAAUCAGCAUGUUUGCCAAGAGAAAAUCCUCUCGAUAAAUUGAACUGGUCAUCGGCGGUAAUGCAUAUGCUUCGGGAUAGGACCGUAUGGUUAAUGCUCCUUUUUGUCGGCGGCACUACUGUUCUUAUGGAAGUGCAAAGUUUUCUACCCUUAUUUUUACGUCAAUACUUAAAGUUGGAUAUGGGUAGCGCUGUGUAUGCUUCAUGUUCCUUUCAAAUUGGUAGCAUUGGCGGAGUUAUUUUUGGUGGUUAUUUGUACGAUAAAUUGGCAGCGAAGAAAUUAACUAUGUUUUUAAACUUGUGCAUGAUUGUAUGCACUGGAUGUUACAUUUUCUAUUGGAGAAUGUUACCAGUUAUGAGUAAAGUUGACGUAUUCUAUACCCUAUUUGUUAUUGGAUUUUUUCUUUCAAUACCAUAUUAUCUACCAGCAAGUGUCUUCUCUAUGGUUUAUGGUGGACAAAGAUUUAGUGGAACCCUUGCAGCUUUACUAGAAAGUCUUGGAUUUUUAUUAACAAUGACAUUUGAUUAUUAUGCUGCUGUCGUUGUGAAAGAACACGGUUGGUCAACUUUCUUUGGCAUUUUAGCAGUUGCCUCCAUGGGAACUACGGCAAUUUUCUUUUUAGUAUCUUCGCAUCCUACCUUAAUCACAAGGAGGCAUUAA